GCGGGCGAGAGGCGGCCGCUGCGCCGGGCAGCGCGGGCGGGGGACAGCGGUGCCGGAAAGCGGCAGCUGUGGGGGGGGACGGCAGCGCUGGGUUGGCUCCCUGCCCCCCUUCCCCCUCCCGGCCGGAGGAAGAUGGAGCUCGGUUAGCGAGGGCUCGCGGGAGGAGCGGCGGGAGCAGAUAAAACAGUGAAGUCUUUAACUGCUCCAGAAGAAGAGGAUCCGGAAGGAAAAUGUCUCUGGCAAAGAAGUAUCAGGCACAUGAUACUGCAGAGAUUCAAAAUCAGAAGUAAAUCAACUGGACAGUUGCCUCCUGCCUUCCUAAAUAGGCAAGCAUAUUAGCAACAGAAGAAGGGGCCUACCUACCUCAUUCCUAGAGAAGGUGGGUUUGCUACUGUGGAUGCCUGCCUCGUUUGCUUCACCAAAAUGAUUUAGGGCAUGCAGGAGAGAAGGGAGACUUUUGUAAGCAGAGCCUAUCAUGAUUUCUCAGGGGACAAAAUUUUGCUUAUUCAUACCUUUUACUGUGGCAAAAAUGGAUUCUUUUCCUCACCAAAACCCAGCAGCAUAACACCCAUCCAACACCUGCCUCAAGGAACUCUUAUUUAAAGUCCAUUUUUAUUUCCCUGUAGCUGUGGUGCAAGCAGGAACCAACCAACAUCAUCUGCUGCCAGUAGAAAAUCUCCAUGCCAGACCUUACCCUUGGCACGAGAUGGAGACCUUUUAGCCAGCCAGUGAGUCCAACUUCUGCUGCAUGUCUGGCAGCACCUCUGAAUGAUCACAUGACUCUUGAUAUGGAUGCAGUCCUGUCAGACUUUGUUCGGUCCACAGGGGCAGAACCAGGUCUGGCCAGAGACUUACUAGAAGGCAAGAACUGGGACCUGACAGCAGCUUUGAACGACUAUGAGCAGCUACGGCAGGUGCACACGGCCAACCUGCCCCAGGUGUUCAACGAGGGCAGGUUUUACAAGCAGCCGGAGCCAGAGCAGCCUCCCCAGGUGACCAAGGCUGAGAGGCCCUGCCUGCAAAGGCAGGAUGACAUUGCCCAAGAAAAGCGUCUCUCCAGAGGGAUUUCCCAUGCCAGCUCAGCCAUAGUGUCCCUUGCUCGCUCCCAUGUAGCCAAUGACUGCAGCAAUGAGCAGUUCCCUUUGGAGAUGCCCAUCUACACAUUCCAGCUGCCCGACCUGAGCGUGUACAGCGAGGACUUCAGGAGCUUCAUUGAGAGGGACCUAAUUGAGCAGGCCACCAUGGUGGCAUUGGAGCAAGCAGGACGCCUCAAUUGGUGGUCCACGGUGUGCACCAGCUGCAAGCGCCUGCUGCCCCUGGCCACCACAGGCGAUGGAAACUGCCUCCUGCAUGCUGCCUCUCUAGGGAUGUGGGGAUUUCACGACCGGGACCUUGUGUUACGGAAAGCUCUCUAUACUAUGAUGAGGAGUGGAGCUGAAAGGGAAGCACUGAAAAGAAGAUGGAGAUGGCAACAGACUCAGCAGAAUAAGGAGUCAGGUUUGGUAUACACGGAGGAGGAGUGGGAGCGCGAGUGGAACGAGCUGCUCAAGCUGGCGUCGAGCGAGCCGCGCACGCACUUCAGCAAGAACGGGGGCACUGGUGGCGGGGUGGACAAUGCAGAAGAUCCAGUGUAUGAGAGCUUGGAAGAAUUCCAUGUUUUUGUCUUAGCCCACAUCUUGAGAAGACCGAUUGUUGUAGUAGCAGACACAAUGUUACGAGACUCAGGGGGAGAAGCAUUUGCACCAAUACCAUUUGGAGGAAUUUAUUUGCCACUUGAAGUUCUGCCAAACAGAUGCCAUUGCUCACCUCUUGUGCUGGCCUAUGAUCAGGCCCAUUUCUCUGCUCUUGUCUCCAUGGAACAAAAAGACCAACAGAGAGAACAAGCGGUGAUCCCCCUGACUGACUCUGAACACAAGUUACUGCCUUUGCACUUUGCGGUCGAUCCUGGCAAAGACUGGGAGUGGGGAAAAGAUGACAAUGAUAACACCAGACUGGCCAAUUUGAUUCUGUCUCUUGAGGCAAAGCUUAAUCUUCUGCACAGCUACAUGAAUGUAACCUGGAUCCGCAUCCCCUCUGAGACACGGCAGGCCCCUUUGGCUCAACCAGAAUCCCCUACAGCUUCUGCUGGAGAAGAUGUGCAGUCUCUGGCUGACUCCAUGGACUCAGACCGAGAGUCCAUCUGUAGUAAUUCCAAUGGCAAUAACGGCAAAAACGGUAAAGAAAAAGAAAAGGACAAACAAAGGAAAGAUAAAGACAAAACCAGGACGGAUUCAGUUGCCAAUAAAAUAGGAAGCCUCAGUAAAACCCUGGGAAUUAAACUGAAAAAGAACAUGGGUGGUCUUGGAGGUUUGGUGCACGGGAAGAUGAGCAGAGCCAAUUCAGGGAAUGGAAAAAAUGGUGACACCGUAGAGAAACUCAAAGAGAAGAAGUCCAAGUCUCGCAAAGGGAGCAAAGAGGAAUCUGGACAGUCUGCGAGCACGUCUCCGUCAGAGAAGACCACUCCAUCUCCGACUGACAGAGCCAGCAGCUCCCCCACUGAAAAGGUGAACACUAAACCCUUUUCUGACAAGCAGUCUGACCCAUGGAAGUACAGCACAGACGUGAAACUCAGCCUAAAUAUUUUGAGAGCUGCCAUGCAGGGUGAACGAAAGUUUAUUUUUGCUGGCCUUCUUUUGACCAGUCACAGGCAUCAGUUCCACGAGGAGAUGAUCGGCUAUUACUUGACCAGUGCCCAGGAGCGAUUCAAUGCAGAACAGGAACAGAAAAGAAAGGAAGCUGAGAAAAAGGCUGCGCUGAAUGGCUCCUCUAGUAGGAAACUGGAGCCAGAGGCAUUUUCAAAAGAAAAGUUAGAACCAUCUCCUCAGGAUAGGGCAUCACCCGUCUUACCUCAAAGCCAUACGACCCAACUGGUUUUAAAGUUUAAAGACCGCACUAGUCCCACUCCCGGGUCCUUUUCUUCACCCAGCAACGGUGCCAAGAGAAGCGGCCCCAUCCCGGUGUCUGCCCACUAUAGCCAUACCCCCCCCGUUCAAAGGCAAAGUGUCAUCCAUUUGCAUGACGUCAACUCCAAGCCAUCGAGCUUCCAGGAUGAUACCUACAAGCCAGUGGUUGGCACCCUGAAAACCUGUGCCACCUACCCCCAGCAGAACAGGUCGCUGUCCUCACAGAGCUACAGCCCCGCACGGCUGCCUGGGAUGCGCACGGUGAACACGGUGGAGUCGCUGAGCUACGCCAGGCCGGCCGAACACAAGUCCCAGACCUACACCAAUGGCUUCAACACCGGGGACGUCAGAGACUGCUUGGAGUACGCUGACGAGGACGCUCCUCAGAGCUGGCUGAACAACGACAAAAACCAAGGCAGAAGCACAGUUUGCCCAAUAUAUUCCAUCCAGCAAAACCGCUGUAAGAAGGAGAACUGUUCCUUUUAUGGUCGUCCUGAGACUGAAAAUUACUGUUCCUACUGCUACAAAGAGGAGUUAAAGCGCAGGGAGAGGGACAGCAAGGGACACAGGCAUUGAGGAUUCUUCCAUGACUACUUAGUUUUACCAUUUUCUUACUUACAAAGUAAACAGUGUUGGAUUGCAGUAAAAGGAAUCCUUAAAGAAUAAAGGAUUGAUGAGUAAAUAGUGUCUAGCUCUUCGCUUUUCUGGGGCAAUGAGGAAAUAAUAGGAAUAAUUUAUCAUAAAAAUAUUAUUUUCCAUUUUGUCAGUGUCUUUUUUACAUGUACUGGUAAGCUGAAGGGUUGUUUACUCCUUUGUCAGUGCAGUGUAUAUGUUUGGUCAAAAGUUUACUAAUGGUGCCUGAAUUUACACUGACAUCACUCAGGUAGUAGAAAGAUAGGGGAACGUCAUACUAGUGAAGAUGUUGUGUUGUAGUAGGGUAGUAUCUGCCUUGCAGACAUUUGAACUUCUAUAGGUAUAGAGUAUUUUUUCCUUAGUAAAACCUAAAUUUUUCAUAGCCUUUUUUUUUAGGAGGGUAGGGAUUUUGCAUACUGCACAUUUUUAACAUGGCAGCAUAUUGCAUUGCUACUAAUGUUUGUAUAUUUCAGUCUGAAAUGGAAUGAUUUGAGAAAAAUGGGAGUGAAAGGUCUGAAUUCAUGAGGGCUGUAGGUCAUCUUAAUUUUCAGUUCUUACCAAUUAUUUCUAAAUUUUCAUUGAAAAAAAAAGUAGAUUUGAGCCACUUUUUUUUUGCACUGAGUUUUUAAAGAGGUUUUAUAAGAAAAUUCAAUAUGACUUCAUGUCCCCAAGCCCCCACACCAUAUAGUUCUGCACACCUGAAUUUCAGAAGUAUUUCCGUUGAUGUUAAAAUACAGGAAAAUAUUACAAUAAAAUAUUUUUAAAAAUUACUAGGUAUGGAAAAUUUGAUGACCAGCUAGGAAAUUUAGGACCAUUUUAGACUCCAACUGCUUGCCAAAACCAAUGCAAUGCAUCAAGUUAUUGCCUUAGCUAGUGCAUGAACCUAAUCAUUAUUUACUUAUUCCUUUUGAACAUUAUUGAGUGAUAAUUAUUGCAAGUGUAACUACUUGAGCCUUUCUUGAAGACUGUUGGCUCCUCCUCUUUUCAAGUCUCCUAGAGUGAGUCACCUCCCCCCCAGGAGGCUCCCAGAUGGCUGUAAAAUGCCUCCAGCAGGAAUGGCAGCUCCUUGCACAGAUUUGCACAAGUCUGAGAUCCAAAUAUUUACAUGUUUGCAAUACUUCUGAAAAUAAAACUUUGCUCACAGAAGCAUUUCUGCAAAGCAGACACUGCAGAUACUGUUGAAGUAGAUGGAUGCCAUGAGGAAGUUUUCUGGGAUACAGCUCUGGGUUUGCACCCCUCCUCCAUCAGCUGGCAGAAUGCCGAACAGGAGCUCUUUGGUGUUACCCUUGUGAACAAUGGCUCAUUUUAAGAGCCAAUUCUGCAUAACAGGUGAAAGUACUGCCUUGAGGGCUGCUGACUCUGCCACCUCAAGGUGCAGAACAGUUGUUCUGCCUUCCUCAUUAGGGAAUGACACUUUUCUGGCCCACACAGGAAAGAUUCUUUGCCAAAGAGUCUCCAUUUCUGAUUAUUUGCUUGUUGCAGCCCAAUUUUAAUUCUUGACAAUGGUGGCACCGUUGCAUACAGUUAAUCCUAGUUAACCCUGAAACCAAGUCCCCUGUGAAACAAGAUACACAAACUUCUGCUGCUGUGUCCUGGCUUUCAGAAAAAGCAUGUGAGCUUUUCCAGUGUCCCAGACUGGUAGAACUGAGAACAUACUUAAAAUUGACCAUAUUUUUAGGUUUUCUGCUGAAUGGGAGUUUUCAAAAUAAGUCCCUUGAUCCCUCGUAUAAAAAGUUAGGGUCUUUGCCAUGUUAGCUGUUCCAUGAAUCCAGACCUGUACUUUGUACUUCUUACUGUAUACUAAGCAUACACUGAAUCUUACUGAACUUGCAUUCCUUCAUGAAAGGGAAAUAUUGGUAUUUGUUAAAGCUCCAUGUGACUUCUGUCCUUGAGGUAAGCACCUUCCAAAUCCCAUGUCUCCUGUUGCAUACACUGGUAAGCAGUGUCCUGUUUUGCUUUGCUGUUGUGAUUAUUACAUUUAAGUUCUAAUUGUCAAAGAAAACUGGGAUUGCAAAUUAUUCUAAAACAAGCCAGACCAUGUUAAAAGAAAUUCAGUAUUAUACCUGAUUGUAUUUGUUGCUGAGACUGAGAAAACUGGCAGGAUAAGACUUCAAGAAAAACAGAAAUAUUUAAGGAUUCUUAGGGCAUUAGAGUAGCAGAACUGUGUGAUACUCUAAGAAUCAUUUCUGUGUAAAGUUGUCCUUAAGAAAUAUUACAUUAGCAGCAAACCACACCAGCCCAUGUGCUUAAGCGAGUUACAUCUGUUCUGAAUGAGGAAAAAAGCAGUACAUGUGUAAAAAUAAGCAAUUACCAUGAGAUUUUGCUGUUUCCCAUUUUCACAGGACUUGUUUCUAUAUUAUGUUUUUAAGAUCUUCUCAUAAAAGAAAGAGAUUUGCAACCGGUCAGCAUUUAGGUAUAAUUUACUCUGUUCUGAUUUAUUUCAUGCAUUGUGCUUGCGUGUUAGAUUAUUUUGAAAAAUUAGUCGGUCUUGUCUGUUUGGGAUACCAAACCUGAGUGUUCAUUAUCAUCCUCAGGACACUCAGAUAUUUCAAUAACUAUUUACCUCUAUAGGAUUGCUCACUUUAAAAUAUCUGUUGUAUGAAAUACUGACAGAACCCUUUUUAGUUGUGCCUAUUUCCUUAGAAUCUUUUUGUUGGGAUACCUUUGAAUAAUUUUCUAAUUGCUGUUUCCUUUUAGAAUUCUCUUCAAACAUUAUUUCUGUUUCUGGGCUAUUUGUGGCAGCUGUGCCAUAGCUGUCAUUAAACAGACCAAACAUGCAGAAACUGUGCCCUCCUCCUGAAGAAGUGUUGUUCCAUUAAAAGAAGACUGUAACUAUAGAAGAAAAUUUUCUACCUAUUUUUUUAGAGAGAAUUCCCAAUUGCUUGUGAGUUGCAUUCACCAGGGCUGAAAGACAUUGUGCCAUUCCUUAGCUACAUGCUAGAGGUAAUUAUCUUUGGAUGUAUUUUUCUGUUGUACUGUAUGCUAACCUCUCAGCGCUCUUUUGCGUUAUUUUUCCUGACAAUUGGAAGUGUUUGCAGCCCACAGACCAGCCAGCCCUGUGCCUGAUAUGCUCUCCCUACACCCUCCAGAGCUGUAGAGUUCCCACAUAGUCCCAGAUAUGGAGAAAUCAGCUUUGCUUUGGGGGGAUCCUACUCAUUCCUUCUGUUAGCCCGACUGGCUGCAAUGCACACGUGUAUUUUUGCAUUUGUAUGUGCUUUCCCCCCCUCUCUUCUUGAUAUUGAUUCAGCGUUUGUCACUGCAGUCCAGAUUUCGGAAGUACAGAGUAAAUACUGGGUAGGCUACACCUUCCCAGAUGGAUCACCAGGAAAUAUUUAGGUUGGAGGAAGCUGGAAUUCUUUUAAAGUGUGAAUGUGCAAUUUUUCUAAUUUAAAAAAGGCUUAAACCUAUUAUGCAAUUUUGUUUUUACUUUGUUCUAAACUCUGAUGCAAAUGUCUGUUUGCAACAGAGGAUACCUGUGAUACAUAAUGGGUUUCAGUCAUGCUUUAUAUUAAAGUUUCAUUUUAAAUUAUUAAUACAGAGUUAAUAAACCACUGUUAGAGUUUACUAAUAUAUUUUCAGAGGUGGGUGUCCGUUGUAGCAUAUGGCUAACAAGCAGCUCAUUCAGAAGAAGAUUUUGUAGAUUAUCAAAAGUAACUUCAGAUUUUGGAUUUUUAAAGAAUUGGUGAACCUUUUGUUCUAUAAAUACAAUGGCAAUAUUGUCCCAGCUUUCUUUAGCAAUUAGUUGCUUCUUCCUGAAUCAAAAGUAACAUGAGGAGCAUCAGUAAAAGAAAGGUGCUGUACUUGGAAAGCUUUGUGUUGCUGGUACCCUAGAAGCCUAAGCAGGCCGAGCGGAGCGUUCGGGGUGUUAGUGGGGCUGGGAGCUGAGGCGUGAGCAGAGCAGCGCGGCCCAGAGGGCGCUGAGCACGCUGCCCAGGACCUGGCCCAGCCGGCUGCAGGGCCCGGAGGGCUGCUCCUCAACGUGCAGGUAUCAAAACACAGCACAGAGCUGACAAACACUGCCCUCCACCUCCCCUCUCUGACACAGCCACACUGGUGCUCACCUUCACCAAUGGGACUGCUCUCCCUGACAGCAAGCAGGCUGCUUCUCUUCAGAAACUCUCAGCAAGUGUUACACAAGAAAUGUUUUUGAUGGAGGCCUCAGCCUUUGGCAGUGCCUGCUCCCCACAGGCUGCCUACCUUCCUCUUCCAAGGAGACAGUGGAUGAGAAUUCUGCCUGAGGAGUAGAGAGAAACCCUAGGUCUGUUUGGGCUACCUUUGCUGUCCUCUGCAGUGCGUGGACAGAAUCCCAUUAGCAGUGGGGGCCUUAAACCAGGUGCUUCAUUGACAUGUAAAACAUUGCAAACUGGCUAGUAAGGGAGUACGAUCUUCAUAGCACUGUGUUUUGCACAGGUGAAAACCCAUAUGUUCAUAGAAACCACAAUGAUCUCAGAUAAACAUAAGUCCAGAGAGGCAAAGUAACUGAUGCUGAUUGUAGAUGGCGUUUUAGCUUAGUGUAUUUUAAGUCUCUGUCAGUGUAUUUGAAGAAUAUUUGUUUUAGGGAAUGGCAGCUUAUGUGGAGGAUCACCAAACUAUAGCAUAGAAAUGAAAUUAUUUCAGUAACAGACACUAAUAUCUAUUUUAAUUUGCACAUGGAUUUCCAGUGUAUAUGACUAAAAUAUUAUAUUGUUAAAAAUGAGAGGAAAACAACACAAAGGUGUUUGUAAGUAUGUUCUAUUUCUAGACUUAAGGCUGUAUUAUGUUGGAAUUCUACAAGCCAAGUUUAAAUUGUAAUAUAGAAAUUAUUUUUAUAUUAUUUUCAAAAUAUGCUACAGAGCAAUAUUUUGCGCCUUUAUUAUAAACAGGGUCAUCAUUUUAGUGGGUUACUUUCAGAAAUGCUGGUAGAAAUUAACCAUGAAAAGAAAGCUUUGUAAAUGUACUUGUUUUUAACUGCUCUGUCUGUUGUGCACAUUGUAUCUAAUACGAGUUGAAUAUACUUUUUUUUUUUUUCAAUUGAAAAGCUUUAAAUUUUUCUUUAUAUAUUUUGGUACAACACUGUUCCUCUCUAUUUAAUUCUCUUCCAACCCUAGCUAAUAUCCACUUUUAUAAGAAGCUUCUGAAUAACAUGCAUCUGGAAAAUUUCCUUACCAAGUGUGAAACAUUUCUGCAUAGGUAUUGAUUGACUUGGGACAUUCAUAAUACACCCUGAACCCAUUGGAGUAGGAUUCAUUUGGGUUUUUUUUAAAGAGAAUCAGCUAUUUAUUAUUCCUUCAGAAUGAAAGUCAAGAAUGAAUGCAACCAUUUAGCAUCUGGAAUAAAAAAAUCACUCUAGAUCAUGGAAAUGUCAUCCCUAACUGGCAGGUACAUCCUCUUAAUAUGUAUCAAGUAGGCAUUAGCUUCUUGCAGAUUGAAGUGUUCAGAUUUUAUUUCUUCACAGUUCUUUUUACUGUACAUAUUAAUUACUGAUGAACUGUGCAAAGAAAAAGACUUCACAAACUAAUGCCUAUGUUAAAUUAGAAGUCUGUGUAGUUUUUAAAAUUCCCUAACUUUUUUGGUUUAGUUUGUUGGGAUUUGUUUGUUUAAGAAUUACUAUUAAGGUAUUUACUGCAACCAAAAUUUUCAAACCUGGAUGUGCAUCUGGGUUUCUCCUGAUCAAUAGACUGGUUUUAAGGUGUACUGAGCAUCAGUUUGUGUAGCAGGAAAAGCUCCCUCUUGGUUUCAGAAAAUCAAUUGAGUGUUACUCAAACACAUAUUCAGGUCUUUUCCUCAUUAGCACUCUACACUACUUUUCAGUCAGUGGAAUUUACAUUUUAUCUUUAGUGUUCUUCCAUGUGGGAACAAAUAAUUGGGCUUACUCAUAAAAUGAUUGUUUGAGUAUGGAGAGACUUGCCUUGUACCAAAACACCACAUAAUUGUUUAACUGUUGCGUUCUUAAUGGGGCUCUUGUAUUCCACUGCCGGGGUGGGGAAAUAAGACCUUAUUUUUUCCUUGGGUAUCGUGAUCCUGUUCUUUGUCUGGUUGGGUUAUUCCUCUGAAGUGAAUAAGCUGUUCUGAUUGCUGUUUUCUGAUGGUUUAUCUCCCAUUACCUGAAUGCCUGUACUGUACCAAGAGAAUUGAAAUGGCUGAUGCACAUUUGCACUGUGGAACAGGCCAUGUGGGUUAAAGCCACCGUGUUCCAAACAGCCUUAAAAUUAUGACUCUCUGGGGACUGAGAGUCACUUAACUGGAUGCAGCCUCUGUCCUACUUUCUCAUUGAACCAUGACUGUAAAACUUUCAAGUCUGCUGUAAUCUGUGUGUCUCUAGACAUAUUUAUCUGAAUACCCUGUAAUCUUAACAGAAAAUUUUCUUUAAAAUACUGUGCUUCUUUGAUGAGUGUUAAUGUGUUAGGAAACUAGUCAAAAGAGGAGAUGUAGUAAAACCAGAGAAAUUACCAUGGCUAGUGGAGGAACCAGGGCACCAAAAUACUAAAAAGGGGGAAAUUAUUAACAUGUAUCAAAGCCUAUCUCCUAUCAACAUUAUAUGUUUUGUAGAUCUCCCUAUAUUCUGGGAAAACAGAGAAAUGUUUUUGCCAUUCAUCUCUGCAUCUAAUGGAGCCUCUUACUUUGUUGCAGAGGUUUGCUCUUGGGAAAGACAAGAGAAAAGGAAGUAGUCUUCCCUUCUUAAAGCAAAUUCUAGAGGCAGAAUCAUCUGAGAUUGCAAAAAUAUGAUCCAAUGUUGGAACUGAAUAGUGCCUAACUCUUACGUGCAUUCUGUAUUUAAUUUCCAUUUUGCCCCUUUGAAACACCAUUUCUUUAGAAAAAGAAGGAUGGGGAAGUUAAGAGACUAAGUUUGUAUGCUAAUGAUCCAGUUCUUCCUUCUUUCACAUGUGGAAUCUAUAUAAACAUGAGAAGAGUUACACUAGAGUUGCACUUACCCUGCUGAGAGGUAAAAGCCACCAAAUAGGUAAAUUCCAAGAAAUUGCGUUGCCACAGAAUAAAAUGGAACCUUUGCAGGUAAAUUCCAAGAAAUUGCGUUGCCACAGAAUAAAAUGGAACCUUUGCCUGAUGAAGGCUGACAGCAUGUCAGCAGCCUGAGAGCCAUGGCUGCCAUAGCUGAAACAGCAGCUCUUGGUCAUUCUUGCCUUUAACACAGGUGCAGUUCACUCUGGCCCACGGUGUCUGAACAGUAUCUUUGUAGUAAAGAUGAAGUGGAACACUGCCUUGCUGCCAUUUGCUUCCAGGUUGGAGUAACAAAAAGCCUCUUCCCCAUGCUUUUGGUUAAAAUAUGCAGGAGAUGCAGCAGCAGAAUGUGGCAUCUCACGCUCAGAGAAUGCCCCACAUCUCCUUUAAAUGGGCUUUGCAAUCAGGUAUGAAUUGAAACACAGCCAUGUGGGCAUCACAGAAGCGCUCUCAUCUCUCAACUUUGAAAAUUGUGUGCACUUUAAAUACUAACAAAAAUGGAGCAAUGGUUUUAUUGUUUAUUUGCUCAAGAUUCUGAGUAGUGUAAAUACAGUCUUUGUAUAAUGCACAGUGUGUGUACAGUACAGAAGUGCUUUUCCCUCAGAGCCACCGGAGAGUUUUGCAUGCACACGGUGCCCAACUCUGCCCACUCACCCUAACCAAGGGGAACAAACAGGAUUUAGGCCUAGACUAAAAAUAAUGGAUGAAAUUAGCCACAUAGACCUAAACAGCUGCGAGUUCCCAACCAAAAUGUUCUAGGCCAGUUUUGACAACUUUGUACAAAACUCCAUCCCAAUGACUGAGAUUAGGUUUGUGCUCUUUCCUGGGGAGAAGCAAUUACUUCUGUGUCUUUUCCAAGCCCAUUGCUCUUAGUCUCUAACUCCUGUGUUUGUAAUGUGCCAGGCUUAGCAUGAUUCAGCUAGGAAGCAGUUUUUAAAAUCUCCAUAGAGCUCUUGUUUUCUUUUUGGAAUCCAUCUCAAGUUUUACUUUGCAUUUAAUUUUAAGACAUAAAAUAUUAUGAACUUUUCAUAAUGCCUUGAAUUUGUCUCUUGUGGGGCUGAAAGACUUUGUUCUCCUUGGGAGGCCUUGUUCUUCUUCCUUGAGUCUUGUGACUAACACUUUUGUAUGGAAAAAGUUGAAUGAACCAUUGAAAGUAUCUCUGCUGUUUACAUGUACUUCUGCUUGGUACACAGUGUGUUGUUAAAACCCAAUGCCUCUCAGACAUGGGCAAAGCUUGAAGGACAGUCUGAAGUACUAGAUGCAAAAGGUAUAUGUAGUUAAUUCAUCAGAACUCCACUGUUGCUAUUAUAGAAUAUGCCGCCCCCCCAUUGUUUGUACAUCUUUUUCCCUAUUGCUAACUUUUGUUUAAGCUUCUGUUUACUUAGACAAAUUCUAAAGCUCUUUGUCCUUAAAGCCUAUGAUAGAUUUUCCAGUAAAGAUUUGGUUGCUGUUCAGGUUGCAUAUAGAGUAGCUUGUCUCCCAAACAAGAAUUAAGGUAACAGAUGUUGCACCCUUGGCUUAAAAAAGUAUUUUUACUCAUUAACUGAGAGUCUCUGUUCAAUUAUAACCAAAGCUAAUUAUAUAAACUUUAAAGUGUCAGGACUGGUAAUGUGACUCUAUCUAAUAACCUGACCAAGUCAGCGCUUUUAACCCAUAAAAAUGUACAAUAAAUAUAUUUGUAUUUGAAGUCUAUUUCAAAGAAAGUAGUUGGCUCUCACUGGGGCUUAAGAAAAUGUUAAUAAAGAAUAAAGUAAGUCUCAUUGAUUUUGGUUGGCUGAGAAUUCAACUUCUUCAUAGUCUUACCACUCUUCUCAUUUUUCAGAGUCUGAGUUUCUUGUUGCCUUCUAUAAGUUUAUACUCUUUUAGCAAAUAUUGACUUAGGCUUUCAAUAAACUAUAUAAUAGAAAUUACAGAAAUUUAUUUAUAGCUGAAAUUACUCUUCAGGUUUUUUGUUUGAUCAUUUUCAUACAAAAAUGAAUGAAUUUUUCUUUUCCCAUUUCCCCUCUGUAUUUAUAAUUUCAAAACACACUUGGUUGCAGUCACCUUUCUCUGCAAAAGAAAACAGUUGAUCAUUUUUAAUCUGACUGCCAUAUUGUUUGAAUCCACUGUUAAAAAGAAACAGGAGCAUUAAUUAACAUUCAAGAAUAAGAAAUAUUUCUUGUUGUGAAAAAUGUGAGUUCUUGAGAACCUUUUCUACAUACAGUUUUCAUUCAAGUUAAAUGUCAUUUUUAAUCUGAUCCAUACUUUGACAAAGAUGAUGUGUAAGAGCUGUUUUUAGCAGUUGGAUUGUUACUUUGUAAAGUAUUAAAGCACUAAACCAAUUUUUGCAAUAGAUAGUAAAACUUGCUUUUGUUUUGAAAAACUUCCAGUUAUAACUGUUGCACUUUUUAUAGCAGAACUGUAUUUAAUUUCUUUCUUUUAUGAAAGAUUACUCAAAGUAACUGAUAGCUCUGUAAUCUGUGUGAAUUGGCUUCUCCAUUAUUUGAAUCUGAGAGAAGCUAUGAUGGCUAUUCAAUAAAAUUAACUUAUUUCU
Molecule: messenger RNA, 13044 nt
Organism: Zonotrichia leucophrys gambelii
Lineage: Eukaryota; Metazoa; Chordata; Aves; Passeriformes; Passerellidae
Gene: OTUD7A
Product: OTU deubiquitinase 7A
Exons: 17
Coding region: 681-3518 (945 amino acids)
Biological process (GO): protein K11-linked deubiquitination; protein K48-linked deubiquitination; protein deubiquitination involved in ubiquitin-dependent protein catabolic process
Cellular component (GO): nucleus; cytoplasm
Molecular function (GO): cysteine-type deubiquitinase activity; zinc ion binding; K63-linked polyubiquitin modification-dependent protein binding
Source: RefSeq, a predicted model, not a curated record